CACACACUUAUACACGUUCGAAAACACACACUGACACUGUUUCAGCUCCACCUAGGCUCUCUCUGUCUCUCUAUAAAGCAUCAAUAUCAUCAUUCGCAUCGGAAUCUCAAUUCCAACCCCUCCAAAAACCUCACGCAUUCCACGCUUCAAAAUCUCCUUCCCCAUUAUCCCAAAAAAAAAAAAGAAGUGAAAAUGGAUAGACUUCAGCCAAUGUUUAGGCCGCCGGAGACCCCAAGAGAGCCAAUGGAGUUUCUGUCACGUUCGUGGAGCGUUUCAGCUCUAGAAGUCUCUAAAGCUCUUGCUCCUUCUCAAGUUUUGGCAAAGGCUGUCAGUGGUGGUGGUGCUGUAAAUGUUAGUCUUACUGCUCCGCUACUUAACGGCGGUGGGAGCAUACCGGAGGAUAUCGUCGGCGAGUUGGAGGAGUCUGCUGCUGUUUCCGGGAACCCUUUUUCGUUUGCUUCUUCUGAGACUUCUCAGCUUGUCAUGGAACGCAUUAUGUCUCAGUCUCAGGAAGUAUCACCACGGACUUCUGGAAGGCUCUCUCACAGCAGUGGACCUCUCAAUGGUGGCCAGAGCUGUGGCUCUCUUUCUGACAGCCCUCCUGUCUCUCCUUCUGAAAUUGACGACAAGUAUUCUCGCCUGAAUAAUACAGUUAACAGCCAGUACAGAGGCUGCACGGUUGCCACGGGCAGCGCUGCCGCCGUGGUUGGUGGGGGUGGAAAGACUGUUGGAAGGUGGUUAAAGGACAGGAGAGAGAAGAAGAAAGAGGAGACAAGGACUCAUAAUGCACAGCUCCAUGCUGCUGUUUCGGUUGCGGGAGUAGCUUCUGCUAUUGCAGCAAUUGCUGCAGCAACUGCGGCCUCGUCUGCACAGGGAAAGGAUGAAAAUAUGGCUAAGACUGAUAUGGCUGUGGCAUCAGCCGCCACGUUGGUGGCUGCACAAUGUGUGGAGGCUGCUGAGGUAUUGGGGGCUGAGCGCGAACAUCUGGCUUCAGUUGUUAGUUCUGCUGUUAACGUGCGUUCUGCUGGUGACAUCAUGACCUUAACAGCUGCUGCAGCAACUGCCCUGCGUGGCGCUGCAACACUGAAGGCAAGGACAUUGAAAGAGGUUUGGAAUAUUGCAUCUGUGAUUCCAAUGGAGAAAGGGAUGGGAGUAGGAAAUGGCAGCAAUGGGGGAAGUAAUGGUAGUUCAAAUGGUAGCUUCAGUGGUGAGCUUGUUCCUGAAGAGAAUUUCCUUGGAAUCUGUAGCAGGGAAUUGCUUGCCAGAGGUUGUGAGCUCCUAAAGCGCACUCGCAAAGGAGAUCUCCAUUGGAAAAUAGUAUCUGUUUACAUCAACAGAAUGGGUCAGGUGAUGCUUAAGAUGAAGAGCAGGCACGUAGCUGGGACCAUUACAAAAAAGAAAAAGAAUGUGGUGUUGGAAGUUCUGAAAGAUAUUCAGGCUUGGCCCGGCCGCCACUUGCUUGAGGGCGGUGAGAACCUGAGAUACUUUGCCUUGAAGACAGUGUUGCGAGGAGUAGUGGAAUUCGAGUGCCGGAAUCAGAGAGACUACGAUAUGUGGACUCAAGGAGUCUCCAGGUUGCUUGCCAUAGCUGCAGAGAAGAACAACAGGCAUAUACUUUAGAUUCUUACUUGCUGCUAUAUAGUAUUCUAGCAGCAGAUGAUGAGUAACUUAGCAGUGUUUGUAGAAUAAUUUUGGAAGUGGUGGUGGGAUUGUGUUUUUUUUCUUCUUCUCCUAUUGUAAAAAGAGAGAAUUAAAGUUUCAAAGUAUAAGCUGUCCAACCAAAUGUGGUCUUCCCUUUAUUUGGAGAAUGAAAUCUUGGUCUUCUGUUCUUUAA
Messenger RNA from Coffea arabica (coffee), 1834 nucleotides. Its product is annotated as VAN3-binding protein. Lineage: Eukaryota; Viridiplantae; Streptophyta; Magnoliopsida; Gentianales; Rubiaceae. Gene Ontology annotation, biological process: phloem or xylem histogenesis; auxin-activated signaling pathway; leaf vascular tissue pattern formation. The record is from RefSeq and is a predicted model, not a curated record.